Oppiella nova is the source of this 298-nucleotide messenger RNA. The record is from the annotation of a GenBank genome assembly. Lineage: Eukaryota; Metazoa; Arthropoda; Arachnida; Sarcoptiformes; Oppiidae.
UGGUAUUAACUCAUUGUGGAUAGAAAUGUGGAAAUUAGCGCCCGCUCUCUUAGAAGCGGCCGCAACCAGAAAUCAAAGUCAUGGCACAACUCCUGUGUUUUAUGACAGUCGCCGCAAUCCAUAUCAAUUGCCACAAUUUCAUCAGUCAGUGCAUCACAGUAGUGUACAGACAUCACCCGGACAACUAUCAUCACCACUAACACAGUGUGUCUGGACAUUCUUCUGGUUAGCCGUCAUGUUGUUCAUAGCCCUACCAAUAGGUCUCAUCUCAUGCCAACUGUAUAGUUUCAAUACGUAA